CAUAUUCGGCAAUUCGUCUCUCCGAGCUGACGACUCUCAUUGGCAGAGACACAGAGAGAGAGAGAGAGAAAAGCUCUGAAAUUCUACUAAACUGGAUUGUAUCUCCACACGGAUUUCCAAUUGUUUUGAAGAUCCGGUGCCUUUUUGCCGCAAAGAACUCGCCAUUCCGGCGGGAAAAUCUGUUUUUUCUUGUUUCAGGCGAAGUGGUUAACUGACGUAGAUAUUGAGCUUUCGUCUUCUCAGUUUUCCGGAGUUUUUAGGGUUCAUCUGGAGUUCGAUUUUGACUAAAAAUUUGGGGAUUUUUGAAGGGAAUCUGCCAAUCUGGUGUUUGAAUCCCGGGAGGAAUGGUGGUGAAGAUGAUGAAAUGGCGGCCAUGGCCGCCUCUGUUGUCGAAGAAAUUCGAGGUGAAGCUGGUUUUGCGAAGGAUGGAGGGGUUUCAGGUUGGGACGGAUGAGGGGGAGAAGUCAGGGGAGACUCGGAGAUUAAUGGUGGAGAUCAGAUGGAAGGGUCCGAAGGUCGCUUUGAGUUCUUUGAGACGGACGCUGAAAAGGAACUUUACUAAGGAGGAGGAAGCGAAGAGCGAUGGGGUUGUUGAGUGGAACGAGGAGUUUCAGAGUGUAUGCAGUCUUUCAACUUACAAGAACAAUGUGUUUCAUCCAUGGGAGAUCGCAUUUACGGUCUUCAAUGUUUUGAAAUCAGGACCAAAGAAUAAGGUUCCAGUUGUUGGUACAGCAUUAUUAAGCAUUGCAGAAUUUGCUUCUACAGCUGAAGAGAAAGAGCUUGAAAUAAAUGUCCCUCUCAUUCUGCUUAGUGGCAAUGUUGAUCCUCAGCCCUCUCUUUGUUUAUCUCUCAGGUUAUUGGAAUUGAGAACCACCCAAGAGCAUGCAGAGACAGUACCAAGAUCGAUAGUUCCGGUUCCAUUGUCACCUCAGUCUGGAGAAUCUAUCUCAGCAGAGAGGGAUGAUUUUUCCGCUCUCAAAGCAGGUCUAAGAAAAGUAAAAAUAUUCACAGAGUAUGUAUCGACUCAAAGAUCUAAGAAGGCAUUCCAUGAGGAAGAGGGGAGUGAGGGCAGGUGCUCUGCAAGGAGUGACAAUGCUGAUUGUAUAUACCCAUUUGACACAGACUCCCUUGAUGAUUUUGAUGAUGGAGAAUUGGAGGAUGGGAAGGGAGAUUCUAGUUUUAGGAAGUCAUUCAAUUAUGGUACCUUGGCAUAUGCAAACAGCACUGAGAGAUCAUUUUACUCUGACAAGAGGAUCAGUGAGGAUUAUGAGGAUUGGAUUUACUACAGCAACCGCAAAUCAGAUGUGAGCUGCUUGCAUGUCAAGGAUUCAGUGGCAUCAAUCUCUGAUCAAGCUAGUUCAAAGCGAAGCAUCCUGCCUUGGAGGAAGAGGAAGUUAAGUUUCAGAUCUCCUAAAUCUAAAGGGGAACCACUGUUAAAGAAAGCCUAUGCAGAAGAGGGUGGAGAUGACAUUGAUUAUGAUCGCCGGCAGCUUAGCUCCUCAGAUGAAUCCUUUUCUCUAGGGUGGCACAAGGCUGAUGAAGAUUCAAGUGCAAAUCGAUCAUCAAUGUCCGAAUUUGGAGAUGACAAUUUUGCCGUAGGCAACUGGGAGCAAAAGGAGAUUAUAAGCCGUGAUGGACACAUGAAGCUCCAAACUCAAGUCUUUUUUGCUUCCAUCGAUCAACGUAGUGAGCGGGCUGCUGGGGAAAGUGCAUGCACUGCCCUGGUUGCUGUAAUUGCUGAUUGGUUCCAGACCAACCGUGAUGCAAUGCCCAUCAAGUCCGAGUUUGACAGCUUGAUCAGGGAAGGCUCCCUAGAGUGGAGAAACCUCUGUGAGAAUCAGAUGUACAGGGAGCGUUUCCCAAACAAGCACUUUGACCUUGAGACAAUCCUCCAGGCCAAGAUCCGCCCCCUUUCUGUUGUCCCUAGGAAGUCAUUCAUUGGGUUCUUUCGUCCAGAUGCGAUAGAUGAGGAGGGUUUUGACUUUUUACAUGGUGCCAUGUCCUUUGAUAACAUCUGGGAUGAGAUCAGUCAUGCAGGGAUGGAGUGCCCCAAUAAUGGUGACCUCCAGAUCUACAUUAUCAGCUGGAAUGACCAUUUUUUUGUCCUCAAGGUUGAACCAGAAGCAUACUAUAUCAUUGACACGUUAGGGGAAAGGCUGUUUGAAGGCUGUAACCAGGCUUACAUCCUUCAAUUUGACAAGCAUACAACAAUCCGAAAAAUGCCUAGUGAAGCACAGACGUCAGAGGAAAAAGCUGCUGGUGAUCAGCAGAGAGUGCCUGCUGCAGGGGAAUCCAGAACACAGCAGAACAAUCAUAAGGAAGCUCCAGCAGCAGGGCCUCCAGUACCAACAAAGCCAGAUGAAUCUGGAAAGACUGAGGCUGAAGAGGAAGUUAUGUGUAGAGGGAAGGAGUCAUGCAAAGAGUACAUCAAAAACUUCUUGGCGGCGAUUCCCAUAAGGGAAUUGCAGGCAGAUAUCAAGAAGGGGUUGAUGGCAUCUACUCCUCUUCAUCAUCGGCUUCAAAUUGAAUUCCACUACACAGAGUUACAACAGCCAGAGCCCGAACCUCCGGCAGAAGCAACAUCAGUGGCACAGAUGGUGGUGGCAGUGACAGAGGUAGCCUGCUGAGAUAGUUGUGUAAAUUGUGGGUUGUGAUUAUCCUAAAAUUUUCCAUUCUUCUUUUGGUGAUACCCGAUGUUGAAUGGGUCAAGAAAAGAUGAUCCCAUUUUAAGUUUUGAGUGCUCUUUUUCAUCUGCAGAGUGCUGUUCUUCUCUACAUUGAGCAGGGAAGCAAAUAAGGACAUCUCUGUUAGAUGUGUUUUGUGUGUGCAUAAGAGACUGUUACUAUAUUUUUCACGUCUCUUGUGGUUUAAAAAAAUGGGUUGGACUGGCGGAUCAUGUACAUGGACAGUCUAGUUGUGUCUAUAACUUCCUUUUGAGUCUCCAAAACUACAGUUGUAACUUCUAAUAUCUAUAGAACUCUUUCAAGAAUUUCAUGAGA
Messenger RNA from Nelumbo nucifera (sacred lotus), 2999 nucleotides. RefSeq lists its product as uncharacterized. The record is from RefSeq and is a predicted model, not a curated record. Lineage: Eukaryota; Viridiplantae; Streptophyta; Magnoliopsida; Proteales; Nelumbonaceae.